Messenger RNA from Mesorhabditis belari, 1404 nucleotides. NCBI's taxonomy places the organism in Eukaryota, Metazoa, Nematoda, Chromadorea, Rhabditida, Rhabditidae. The record is from the annotation of a GenBank genome assembly.
AUGGGAUGCAUUCUAACUUGCAUCACGAAUCUCUUCUCCGCUUUCACGCACACUUCCAUAAAUACCGCCGUCGAUGGGGUGGACGAUUUCUUAAAGGAGAGCUACAGGAAACGGGGAACUUCAUUGAGCGAUGCACAAAUUUCGUUGAUUCGCGGCGUUUACAACAGCGUCUAUUAUGCGGGACAAGUGCUGGGCGCAGUGUUGGGACCGCAUCUCCCCGAUAAGUAUGGAAGGAAAAAAGCCUACAUUGUCACCACAAUCAUGAUGACCAUCUCGAGUGUCAUUCAAGCCGUCGCCACUCUAACAAUUUAUCCGGAAAUCAUGAUUCUCGGUCGAUUUGUCGGUGCUUUCUUUGCUCCAAUGAACGACACAGUGAUGUUGUUGUAUUGUCAGGAGACGAGCACUCCAAAAAUGAGGGGAGUCCUCAACUCUCUCUUUUCCUUCGGAUACUCAGCGAUGGGCUUAAUAGGAAUGAUCGUUGGAAUGAAGACAAUUUUGGGGAAUCAUUUGACGAUUCUUCUAAUGAUUCCCGUUCCGUUCGGGUUAAUUGGAUCGUUUUAUCUCUUCUAUUUGAGAGAGACUCCAAAGUGGUUGGCCAUUGCAAAAAAAGAUCGAGAAGCUGCGCGGAAAGCUCUUGAAUUCUAUCAAGGGAAGAAACCGGAGAAUGAGAGAAUUCUUGACGAAUACCUCAACGAGUGUAAAGAAGAAAAAGAAAAGAAAUCCUUCUCGGAUCUUUUCACCGUUCCACAUCUUCGAAAAGCUCUGUUUCUCGGGAACAUUUGUCUUCUCCUUCAGUUGCCGUAUUUUUCAUUUCUCCUCUCGUCGACAUAUUUGAUGAAUCAAAUUGGAGUACCAAGUCAUCUCUCCGCCUGGGGCUCGACGAUAAUCUCCACGACUUUGGUCCUGUCGAAUCUCGUCGCCAUUUUUCUCAUCAAAACGUUCAACCGUCGCUCACUGAUCCUCACAUUUUCCUCACUUGGAUACAUUUGUGUCUCACUUUUUGCCAUCGCUGGUCAUUUCCCAUCAUUGAAAUAUUUGGCGGCAAGCGGAAUGAUCGGCUUUAUGCUGUGCUUCGGUUUCGCCAUCGGUCCGAUUUGUUUCCCGAUCACGUGUGAGCUUGUCCCAUUGCAGUAUCGCUCGUCAGCAAUCUGUUUGGCGAUUUCGAUAAACAGCAUUUUCAUCGUGGCCGCUAAUGUGGCCAUUGAACCGUUGAUGGAGACAUUUGGAUCAUUGUCAACGCUUUUCCUUUUUGUUCUCCCCUGUUUUCUGUGUCUUAUCUAUAUAUAUUUUCAUCUACCAGAAACAAAAGACUACGAGACUCACGAAAUUGUGCAAAUGAUCAAGGAAGGGAAAACGAGUCUACGAAAAAAUGAUUCUGACAAGUCAAGCAAAAAAGUCGUCGAA